Messenger RNA from Fonsecaea nubica, 2061 nucleotides. RefSeq lists its product as hypothetical. The record is from RefSeq and is a predicted model, not a curated record. NCBI's taxonomy places the organism in Eukaryota, Fungi, Ascomycota, Eurotiomycetes, Chaetothyriales, Herpotrichiellaceae. Gene Ontology annotation, molecular function: long-chain fatty acid transmembrane transporter activity; long-chain fatty acid-CoA ligase activity. Bases 1 to 2061 code for a protein of 686 amino acids. The transcript has 4 exons.
AUGGCGCUGCUCGCUGCUGGCGCCGCCGCGGCGUUUACGGGCAUCGGCAUGUAUCUCGAUGCCAAAUACUCGAUUCGCAGCGACCUCGCCCAGAUUCGAUCAACAAAGAAUAUCCAAAAGUACGCGCUGGACUUGUACGCAAAAUACGGAGAUGACGACUGGUCCUUCUACCACAUCCUACAUUCGACUUAUGACCAGAACCACCACACCGACAAGGAGGCGUUCGUCUUCGAAGGCCGGAGCUGGACGUACCGCCAACUACGUGAAGAGAUCGGUCGACUGGCCGAAACCUUUGAGGCGCUCGGGAUCAAGAACCGAACCGUGGUUGCAAUGUUCGUCAACAACUCGCCAGAGUUCAUCUUUUCUUGGUGGGCUCUGUACAAGCUCGGUGCCAUCGCCGCACCGGUGAACACAUCCAUUACGGGAACCCAUAUCAAGCACUGUCUCAAAGUCAGCGAAGCCACGGUCUGCAUCACAACUUACGAGUUGUAUGAUGUCCUAGCGAAAGCUUUGGGGCAAGACGAGGCUGUCCAAGGGUCUUCAACACUGGACUCAUCAUCUCUUCCGAGGAUCAUUCUGUAUGACUACAACUCGUACCCUCCGAUUCAACAUCACCUCGAAGGAACCUUGUUGCUGAAGCACGACGAGUUGCCUCCUGUGAGACCAGAGAUGGCCGACUUCCCCAAACACAAGAGACCAAAAGUCGGUCCCACCGAUGCCGGGCAAUAUCUCUUUACGUCCGGAACAACAGGGAUGCCCAAAGCUCUGAUGUGGCCGCUUGGACAUGAACAUCUGAUUGGAUUCCCAAGAAUGUGGCCAUUCAUGCAGGGAAGCCACAGAAGGUGGUAUGUCUGCUUGCCCCUGUUUCACGGCACCGCAUCCUUCGCUUGCCUGCCGGCGGCAUUUACGUCGUCCGCGACCGUGAUUCUUGCACGGCGAUUUUCCCGGCGGGAGUUCUGGGCCGACAUUCGACGCUCCCAGGCGAAUGCCAUCGUCUAUAUCGGCGAAAUGUUCCGCUAUCUGGUCCAGUCUCCCCCAGAUCCCCGAUUCCCUAACGAAAAAGAUCACCAGGUUGAUCUCGCCCUGGGUCUGGGCCUAGCUCCCAAUGUGUGGCAAGCAUUCAGGGAGAGGUUUGGCAUUCCUUGGAUAGUAGAGUACUACGGAUCAAGCGAGGGAACAGCCUCGGUGCUGAACUCGAACAAGAACGAUCUCGGAGUGGGAAAGGUCGCCCGUUGGGGUCCCAUACUACGGGGUAACUGGUUUGGCCAGAGGUCGUUCUGGAUCAUCAGAGCCGAUUUCGAGACAGGCGAAGUGCUGAGAGAUCCCAAGACAGGGUUUUGCAUCAAGGCAAAGCCGGGAGAGGUGGGUGAGGCCAUUUCCAAGAUCGCCCCUCCAUUCCAGAGGCGCCAUGACUACGUCGGAGAGGGUGGUGCAGAGGCUACUCUGAAAAAGUCCCUGAGGGAUGUUUUCGAGAAAGGGGACGAAUACCUUCGGUUCGGGGAUGCGAUGGUGAUGGACCAUGAUGGAUUCAUCCAAUUUCGUGACCGACUUGGAGAUACCUAUCGCGCUAAAGGUCACAAUAUUUCCACUACCGAAGUAGAAGCAUGGAUCAGUAGACAUCCCCAGAUUGCUUCUGUCAACGUCUAUGCCAUCCCAAUGAACCAUUACGGGUACGAUGGACAAUUGGGUUGUGCAGCAAUCACUUUGAAGGGAGUGCCUCUGGAGCAGUCGGAUCGAGCUCAUCAGGAGAUCAUGUCCCAACUAGAAGAAUGGCUGCGUGCUUCAGAAAGCGCCCUGCCGGCAUAUGCGGUGCCGCGCUUCGUCCGAAUCCUGGUUCAUGAUGGUGCGCCACAAGACUCAGGUGGUCUGAGCGGUGAAAGUGGUAGCGAACGAGUCUCGACCAUUAUGAAGAAGUUGAAGACAGGUUUGCGAAAAGAUGGUUUCUUGCUUCCAGAAGGCACCAAGGACCGAAUGUUUUGGAUUGAGAGAGAGGGUGCAGGGUACGCACCUCUGACCAAUGAAGCCAUUCAGCGCCUGCUCUCAGGCAAGGCUCAGUUAUGA